GCUCCAGUUUGAGGAAGUUUCACUUUUUACUCUGAAACUCACCUGAGCUCAUUUAGCGGUUUCCUGUUUGUUUGUUUGUUGGUUUGAACUCAACCUCCGACACCACGUGGCGGUUCGACAGGACGACGCAGAUAUGACGUCAGCAUCUGACCUGGAGCAGCUCGCGGACAUUGAGCUGCUGAGGGAGGAAGAGGAGGAUGAGGAGGAAGACGAUCAGACGCGUGUCACAGACGCUCCGCCCUCAGUCCUUCCUGACUCCUCCCACCCGUAUUACGACGUGGCUCGACACGGCGUCGUCCAGGUCUCAGGAGACGACAAGUACGGCAGGAAGUUGAUCGUCUUCAGCAGCUGCUGUUUGCCUCCGUCCCACCAGCUGAACCACCGGCGGCUGCUCGAGUACCUGAAGUUCACGCUGGACCAGUACGUGGAGAUGGACUACAUCCUGGUUUACUUCCAUCACGGCCUGAGGAGCAGCAACAAGCCGUCAAUGAAGUGGUUACGAGAAGCGUACAACGAGUUCGACAGGAAGUACGUCACCUCGCCGUUCUCCCUGGAACCCGAAGACGUUCUUAAAUUAAAGUCCUCACUUUGUUUCAGGUACAAGAAGAACCUGAAAACUCUUUACGUCGUUCAUCCCACGAACUUCAUCCGAAUCGUCUGGAACAUCUUCAAACCUCUGAUCAGCCACAAGUUUGGGAAGAAGCUGACGUACGUGAACUUUCUGGACGAACUGAGAGAACACGUGAACUACGAGCAGCUCAUCGUCCCACCAGACGUCCUCAGACAUGAUGAAAAGUUACGAGCGGCUCAGAAAGGCGGAGCCCCUCCCCCAGUGAAGAGGCCGCCGCCCCGCCCCCCCCUGCCCACUCAGCAGUUUGGAGUCAGUCUUCAGUACAUCAGAGAGAAGAACCGGGACGAGCUGAUUCCUCCGGUGCUGCUUCAGACGGUUCGAUACCUGAAGGACAAGGGUCUGAGGACAGAGGGACUCUUCCGGCGCUCGGCUCGAGUUCAGCUCAUUAAGGACGUUCAGAAACUCUAUAACCUUGGGAAGCCUGUGAACUUUGAUCUUUACGGUGACGUCCAUGUUCCGGCUGUGAUCCUGAAGACAUUCCUCAGAGAACUCCCUGAACCUGUGCUCACGUUCCGAGUCUACAGCCAAGUCCAGGACAUCCUCAAUGUGGAGAACAUCCUCCGAGUGACGACAUGCAAACAGAUUGUUGAAAGUCUUCCUGAACAUAAUUUCAUUGUAUUGAAGUUUCUGCUGAGUUUCCUCCACAUGGUGUCUCAGGAGAGCAUCAAUAACAAGAUGAGUGCGUCCAACUUGUCGUGUGUGUUUGGGGUGAACCUGGUUUGGCCUCGUCAUGGUUCCAUCUCCCUCACGGCUCUGACGCCCAUCAACAUCUUCACCGAGCUGCUCAUCGAACAUUUCCUCACCGUGUUCGCUUCUCGCCGUCCGGCGGGAGAAGUGGCGCCGUGAGACAGCAGGUCAGCGCCGCCCUGGAUCCUCCAACAUGUUUCUCCACAUUUAUAAAGAUCUGCUUUGUGUCAGAUGACGACUGAAUGAAAUCUGUUCCCAGGAUGUUUUGACCUUUUUAGCUUGAAAAAGAGCAGAUUGACUGAACCCUCCUCUCUGAGGAUUUGAUGUUUCACUGUCCAGCUGCUCUGAGCUCGUUAGUUCUUUGUAUUUCCGGUGUUAGCUGAGCUGCUUAUUUUCUUCACCUUCUCCACUCACAUUUCAUUCUGACAACGUCCGGUCGACAAGCAGUAAAACCAAAACAUGCCUUUAAAUAAAUAAAUAGCCAUUCAUUAAUGUUUUGAAUUCGCAUUUCAGCUUCUGGUUUGAGUCCUAAUAAAUAAAACCUGAAAUGUUGUGGUGUAAAAUAACACAUGUGAUUCAGUGACCUUUGACCUUUUUAAUACCAAAAUGCACUUUUUACGUUUCAAUAAAUCACCUGAAAGUUCAUAA
Molecule: messenger RNA, 1966 nt
Organism: Limanda limanda (common dab)
Lineage: Eukaryota; Metazoa; Chordata; Actinopteri; Pleuronectiformes; Pleuronectidae
Product: rho GTPase-activating protein 8-like
Exons: 12
Coding region: 134-1477 (447 amino acids)
Biological process (GO): small GTPase-mediated signal transduction; negative regulation of endocytic recycling
Cellular component (GO): cytoplasm
Molecular function (GO): GTPase activator activity
Source: RefSeq, a predicted model, not a curated record